AUGCCUAACCCCCCCUCGCCACCAUCCCCGGUCUCUUCAGGAAAGAAGAGACCAUAUCCUACUCGCGACGCUCUUCCGACACAACUAGACUCCGCAAAUUCAUCGCAUGACACACCGAACCCUGCCGCGUCCACAGCUGUGCCCGCCGCCUCGCCCGCUCGUUCCUCUACCGCCGCUGCGUCCACCGCGUCCUCCUCAUUCCGCAAUGUCUCCGCGUGCAAUCGCUGCCGACUGCGCAAGAACCGCUGCGACCAGCGUCUCCCGCGAUGCCAGUCCUGUGAAAAGGCCGGGGUGCGCUGUGUCGGAUAUGACCCGAUUAUGAAGCGGGAGAUUCCCCGCAGCUACGUUUACUUUUUGGAAACCCGUGUAGCACACCUGGAGAAACAGCUGGCGGAUAACAAUAUUGAAUUUAAAAAGGUCGUCGCAUUCGAUGAGGAAGAGGCUAUCAAGGUUGAGGCGGAGGGUGACCCCGCGCAAGCCCAGUCCGGCUCCGACGGCCAUGCCGGAGAGGUCGCUGUGGCGGAAAAGACACCAUGGAAGAAUACUUCAAAACAGGAGUAUAGUCAGUCCGAUCAGAGAGAUGGAGAUGUGAACCGCGAUGCGGAGGGUGAUCCAGCCAACGAGGAGAAUUGGCGUCUGCAUAAUUUGGUCUCGAAUAUCGGUAUGGUCUCUGUGCAGGGCACUUCCGAUCCGCGAUAUCUCGGCUCGACAUCAGGGAUCUCGUUCGCGCGCGUUGUCUUCGCCGCGGUAAGAAGUUCACUUCCUGGCAACAUGCCAGAGCGAGCUUCGAUUCGAACGAGCGACAGACUGCCGCAGAGCGCGACUGGCACCACCGGAGCUGGCAGUAUGAGAGAUUCCUUCUUCGGGCUGCAAACAAAACCGAUGAUGAAGCGUGCGGGAUUCCCGGAUCGAGAGCUCGCUGAGCGGCUGGUCGAUCUCUAUUUCGAACACGCGAAUCCCCAGAUGCCGAUCCUCCAUCGGGGUGAUUUCAUGGAAUUGUUGGAUCGCACCUAUUCCCUGGAAGAGAAGAACCGCUCGCCGCGCGCUCUCUAUGUACUUAAUAUCGUGUGCGCCAUUGGCGCUGGAAUUAUCUUUGAUGAUAAGCCUCAAAGCUCAGAUGAUGAGAAUGGAGGCACUCGUGACCGGUCCUCCUCUGGGGCGAAGAGACCGAGACUUGCGAGUCAUCAGUAUCAACCGGAAGAAUACCACGCUUCGGCGAUCGUUCAUCUGGAAUCAUUCCUUGGAUCUUCCUCCAGUGAAGGCUUUGGUGGUUUGGAAGAGCUGCAGGCAGUGCUCCUUCUAGCCAGCUUUGCUCUUCUGCGACCUGUUGCGCCUGGUCUUUGGUAUAUCGUUGGUGUCGCUAUGCGCUUAGCAGUCGACCUUGGACUCCAUUAUGAAGAUGGGGUGGGGAUUGACUCCGCAACGAAAGACGGCAAUCAAGCACACUCGCGGAUUGAUGCUCGCGAACGGGGACGCCGCGAAUGGGUUCGGGAUCUCCGCCGCCGCCUGUGGUGGUGUGUCUACAGUUUUGAUCGCCUAGUUGCUACCUGCGUUGGACGGCCAUUUGGUAUCAGCGACCAGGCCAUCAGUACUGAAUUCCCAUCCAUGAUGGAUGAUAAGUACAUUACCAAGUCAGGUCUGAUUACACCACCCGACGCAUCGCCAACGUAUAAACAUGUCGCUUUCCACUAUUUCAAACUCCGCCUCCUACAAUCAGAGAUUCACGACGUACUGCAAUACCAGCAAGUGCGCGCUGUGCGGCGAAGAGCCUCCAGCACAGCGCUUCUACCUCAUGCUGAAUCUUCCUCUUCUUUCCUCCAGGGCUUCGACUCUUUCCGCUCAUGGCGUCAUGAUGUGCAUCGCCGAUUGGUUGAGUGGCAAGAGACUGCUCCAACACGCACAGAAACGGGUGUGAAGUUCUCGAUUGAGCUACUAGAGUUGAACUACUGGCAGGCUAUCAUCCUGCUGUACCAGCAGAGCUUGACGGUUCCCGCUGAAUUAGCCGGGGAGCUUACCCCGGCCGAUGAUGUCUCCAGUCCGUCUUUCUCGAAUCCCGAUGAAGGCGAUGAGGAGGAUCAUGUCUAUCUUAAUGUCGCCGAGGCUGGCCAAAAGGUCAUUCGAAUUUAUCGCCAGUUGCAUAGAGUGCGAUUGGUGAACUAUACCUAUCUUGCUACACAUCACAUUUUCAUGGCCGGAAUCUCCUUCUUAUAUGCCAUAUGGCACUCACCUUUGGUUCGGAGUCGCUUGACUCUUGACGAGGUUGACUUCACUGUCCUCGCCGCGACAUCCGUUCUGGGUGAUUUGAUGCAUAAAUGCCCACCCGCAGAGGCUUGUCGCGAUGCGUUUGAGCGGAUGAGCAAAGCUACCGUUCAAAUGUGUCUGUCGACCACCGGUUUCGGAUCACAAGUUGACAUGAGCCGUCUUCACGCUACAUCGCAAGCCCAUAACCAAUUCGAUCCCAGACGGGCGCGACAGUCUGCGAACCAACAUUCCCGCGCAGCACAAGGCCAAGCCAGGCGAGCAAACCAGACACGCUCGUCUCGCCCAGUUCCAAAAUUCGACAUGAACCUGGGCGAUUUGUUCUCGGACGGCACACCUAUGGUCGACCCUUCACAACAAGAGGGUAGACCCAGAGGGCCAUCUUACCCUCAGCCGGAGACAAUAGCUCACAACUUCCCCGAUCAAUCUCAGCCAUAUGGACAGCACCAUCCAUCCAUGGAGUACUAUCCGAAAUACGAAACGCAAGGCUCUCCGCAGCCUCAUCCGCAAUUUUACUAUUCCAACUCGCCGCAGCAGAGCGGCUCCCCUGGGAGUCAUACUCAUGGCUUGGCACCAACAGACGCUGAAGCUCCGCAGCCUAUCAGUCUGGAUUUCUUGGAUUUCGGGUCUGGCGACGCAGAGAGCCAGGGUAACCUGGAAGGCGAUGGAAAUCCCGAUUACAACAUGAUGGCAGCGCCAUCAUUGGGUCAAAACUUAGGCCAAAAUGUGGGGAUUGACCUCGGUUUUGGAAUGGCCAUGGACUUCCAGCAUGAUUGGAGUGAGAAUCCCAAUUAUGACCUUCUAGAAGGGUAUUUCUUUGGAGGAUCGGGGGCCGGCGCUUCUGGUGCAGAUCCUUAG
Molecule: messenger RNA, 3117 nt
Organism: Penicillium brevicompactum
Lineage: Eukaryota; Fungi; Ascomycota; Eurotiomycetes; Eurotiales; Aspergillaceae
Product: Zn(II)2Cys6 transcription factor
Exons: 1
Coding region: 1-3117 (1038 amino acids)
Biological process (GO): DNA-templated transcription; positive regulation of transcription by RNA polymerase II
Molecular function (GO): DNA-binding transcription factor activity, RNA polymerase II-specific; sequence-specific DNA binding; zinc ion binding
Source: RefSeq, a predicted model, not a curated record